This is a messenger RNA of Trematomus bernacchii (emerald rockcod), 2319 nucleotides long. Its product is annotated as arrestin domain-containing protein 3-like. Gene Ontology annotation, cellular component: cytoplasm; plasma membrane. The record is from RefSeq and is a predicted model, not a curated record. Gene Ontology annotation, biological process: protein transport. Lineage: Eukaryota; Metazoa; Chordata; Actinopteri; Perciformes; Nototheniidae. The transcript has 6 exons. Bases 296 to 1738 code for a protein of 480 amino acids.
UUCAAUAUUGCUCUCGCGCGAGUGCCGUUUUAGUGCUCGCGAAAAUAAUAUACGUCCGCGGCUGCUUGACUUGUGCUCGCGUGGAUCUCAUAUGCCCUCGCGAUUUAUGACAGAGAUUUGCCGCCAUAUAGAGGUCUUUGAGACUUUCGCAGGGCGUGUCUUCAACAGACCAGACGCCAUCAGUAUUAGGUAGUAGUAGUAGGUAUAGUAGGGAAGUAUUUGGAAACGAGAAGUUGGAUCAAUCACAUGGUUUUAUUUAUUUUACUUAUUAAUCCUACUUACGCUCGCAAAAACAAUGCCUUCGAUUCAAAGUUUAACUUUGACUUAUGACGCGCUGAAUGAGCAGGGGACGUUUUCGGAGGGUGACACUAUCUCUGGGAAAGUAACCCUGGCCUUGUUAAAGCAGGUCAAAGUAAAUAGCUUUUUUAUUAAAGCAACAGGAGAUGCAAACGUACAUUGGACGGACGGGAGCAGCGAUGACAGAAAUACAUACUCUGCUCAUAAGAGAUAUUUCAAACUAAAGCAGUUUUUAUUCCCAGAGACCUCCAAGGACACUGUACUUCCCAAAGGAAUCCAUGUCUACAAAUUCAGCUUAAACAUUCCACAAGGAAGCGUGCCUUCAUCCUUCAAUGGACCUCAUGGAAAGAUUGUCUACAAGCUGGAAGCCAAGCUGUCCAGGAGUUGGAGGAUGGACCAAUCAGUGAAACAGAACAUACUGUUUGUCUCCAGGUGUUAUCCCAACCUUCCUUCUCUGAUGUUGCCCCAAAUUGGUGCAAUAAAGAAAGAGAUGGGACUUUUCUCCAAAGGACAAGCAGACAUGGAAGUCACGAUUGACAGGAUGGCCUACGCCCCAGGUGAAACUAUCACAGUUUUGGCCAAAAUCAACAAUUCCUCGUCCAGUGAGAUGACGCCCAAAUUCCGUUUGGGCAAGAAGGUGAUCUACCGUGCUAGCGGUAGUACCAAACGCGAGGAGUGCACAUUCAUCAAAGUGGUCGAAAACCGUAUUCAAGCCCAUACAGAGCUGGAAGUCAGGUGUAGAAUGAAGAUUCCUCUCGAUCAGACAACAACUAUCCAGAAUUGUGACAUCCUCUCAGUGGAAUAUCAUUUAAAGGCGUAUCUGGACAUCAGCUUUGCCUUCGAUCCAGAGGUCCUCUUCCCAGUGGUCGUUGUUCCUUUAGGCUUUGCUCCUGUCCCUCAGCCUGGUGUGGCUGCAGGUCCUUAUCCAGCGGGGGCUGUUGGGGGCCCAAGCAACAGCGACUUCCCUUCCCCUGUAGUGUCUGGGCAUCCUUAUCCUGUCUCCCCAUCCUCAGGCAGGUCUGGAAACCCAGGAGCCCCAAUGUAUUCAGCACCACCACCACCUGUGUACCCAGGUAACCCAAUGGUGUUUCCUUGUCCACCAAGUGUUUACCCUGCUCAGCCCGCACAUGUGAGUGGGGCCUACAACAACCAAGUGCCUGAGAUACCUUUUCCGUAUGGAACUCCAUUUUCAUCUUCUGUGAUUCACCCUCUGCCAACUGCCCCAACAUUUCAAACACCCCCAGCUGCCCCAGCGAUCCCGCCAGCCCCAUCUCUCCCAGCGAUCAACCCACCCCCUUCUUUUUCACCCUUCAAUGUAUCCCCAACGGCUCCAUCGUACAACCUGAUGAACACAGACUUCCUGAGUCAAUCGGAUGAAGCUCCUCCAGCAUAUACACUCCUUUUCCCCUCCACUGCUACUGACAAAUCAGAUGCAAAAUAAUAGUAUGAUUGCUCGAUGACUGGAUUGGUUUAUUAAUCAUGAUGUAAAAAAACUAAUAGUUAAAAGUUUUAAUCAGUCAUGUCCGGUCAUGUCUUUAUUUUUGUUGUUGAUUUCUAAGCAUGAAUGUGAGAUUGAAAAGGCAUCUUAACUUUUUGCAUGUAAAAAAGUAUACCCAAAAUAUCACUUAUGCAUUGUAUGUGAUGGUUGUGUGAUGGUCAAUUCAGAAUGAUCAUUGCCAGCUGCCAACAUAAUUACUCAAACUUCAGCCUUCAGUAUUGACUGUGUAUUUCACGUGCCUUAUUUAACUCAGGUGUCUUUAACUGAUCAAUCUUUCAGUUUUAUUGUUUAUAGGCUACAUACUCUAUCUACCUCACUUAUGUUUGGAAGCUAUUUGAAGAAACUGGAUAGCUUAGAGGUAAAAUAUAGGCCUGAAUGUUCUUUGUAUUUUACAAUCUGUUCAUUUUAUACCAGAAAACAUUUAUUUCUAAUAAAUACCCAAUUCUUUGCAAACCUGAUAUCUAAUACUCUCAAACUGCCAUUUUUUCCCCUGUAGAUUUCAAUAAAGACUUUUACAUAUUCAA